Molecule: messenger RNA, 1439 nt
Organism: Racocetra persica
Lineage: Eukaryota; Fungi; Glomeromycota; Glomeromycetes; Diversisporales; Gigasporaceae
Source: the annotation of a GenBank genome assembly
AUGAAUAAUGAAAAAGAAAAUGAAUCUCCUGGAGAUCCAAUGGAUGUAGAUGUUGUGGAUGUUGUGGAAAAUGUAGCCACUCCAGAAGUGCCUUCAGAAGUGCAUUCUGAGGUACAUUCUGAAGUACAUUCUGAAGUACAUUCUGAGGAAAUACAUUCUGAAGUACAUUCCGAAGUACAUUCAACUGAUACGCCGACAUCUGUAAAAAUAAAAACGAAAAAAUCAAAAUGGGAGUCUGAAAGUGAAAACGAGAUGCCAGAAAGUGAACGAAGAGUUAACAAAAAAAAGCGUGCCGCGAAAAAAGCUUUAAAACCUACCGUUGAUUCAGAAGCUGACGAGUUUGGCUCGCAACAAGAAAGUGCAACUGAAAGUGUAAAACGUUUAAAAGUAUCUGUCGAGGCUGCUGAAUCUCCAUCAAUAAAAUCCGCUUCUUCUAUCGCUGAAUCUGUAAACGAAGUCACUGAAGUUGCUACUCCACCAGAAAAUACUGUUUCGACUCCACAAGCUACGGUUGAACAAAUGAUUAAACCUGUAGCCUCUUCAAAGCCUCCUAUGCUUGCAGGUUGUCGUAGUGUUGAUAAUUAUGAAAAAUUGAAUAGAAUUGAGGAAGGUGCUUAUGGUGUGGUUUUCCGUGCCAGAGAUAAAUCUACUGGUGAAAUUGUUGCCUUAAAAAAAUUAAAAUUAGAUAAAGAAAAAAACGGGUUCCCUAUCACUUCUUUACGAGAGGUGCAUACUUUACUUUUGGCUAAACAUCCAAACAUUGUUAAUGUUAGAGAAAUUGUGGUUGGUGAUGCAUUAAAACAGAUAUUUAUUGUAAUGGAUUUUAUAGAGCAUGAUCUUAAAAGUUUAAUGGAGGAUAUGCAAAGUCCUUUCUUACAAUCUGAAGUCAAAACAAUAAUGCUUCAGCUUCUAUCUGCUGUCGCAACGUUACAUGAUAAUUGGAUUAUUCACCGUGAUUUAAAAACUUCAAAUCUAUUAUUAAAUAAUAGAGGUCAAAUUAAAGUGGCUGAUUUUGGUUUAGCUAGAAAGUAUGGUAGUCCUUUAGGUCCAAUGACUGAAUUGGUUGUUACACUUUGGUAUCGAGCUCCUGAGUUAUUAUUAGGUGCCAAAAAAUAUUCUACGGCUGUUGAUAUGUGGUCCGUUGGCUGCAUAUUAGGGGAAUUGGUAAAUAAAGAACCUUUAUUACCAGGUCGAACAGAGAUUGAUCAACUAGAUAAGAUAUUUAAAUUAUUAGGCAUGCCCAAUGAAAAAAUAUGGCCGGGUUUUUCAAAGUUACCACAUGCUAAAAAUCUUCCUUAUGUAAAACAAUCUCAUAAUUCGAUACGAAGUCGGUUUCCAUAUUUGACUGAAAAUGGUAUUGACUUAAUAGCAAGGUUGUUAACAUAUGAUCCGGCAAAACGAAUUACUGCUGAAGAAGCUUUGAAACAUCCAUACUUUAC